This is a messenger RNA of Aspergillus heteromorphus CBS 117.55, 471 nucleotides long. RefSeq lists its product as uncharacterized. Lineage: Eukaryota; Fungi; Ascomycota; Eurotiomycetes; Eurotiales; Aspergillaceae. The transcript has a single exon. The record is from RefSeq and is a predicted model, not a curated record. The annotation marks the transcript as partial.
CCCACCCAUCCCAACCUAAUCCACAUCCACCACAGCCCCAUCCCCUUCACCAGCGGGGCCUUCAGCCUGACCUCCCUCCCGGCCGGCUCGCUGCUCUGCAAAAUCGACACCCCCACGCCGUCCAAGAAAGCGUACACAUCCGUGCAGACCGGCCGCGACAGCCACAUCGAGCUGAACUCGGACCUGGUGUACUGCAACCACAGCUGCGCGCCGACGGUGAACUUCGACAUGGACAGGAUGGAGGUGCGGGUGGUGGAGGGCCGCGAUCUGAAGGUCGGGGACCCCUUGACGUUCUUUUAUCCGUCCACCGAGUGGGUCAUGGAUCAGCCGUUUGAGUGUACCUGUGGGGUUGGGGAGAGGUGUAAGGGGUGGAUCACCGGGGCGAAGGGGAUGGGGAGAGACGGGCUGGAGGGGUAUUGGGUUAAUGGGCAUAUUGAGGAGAUGUUGAGGGAGGAGGAGGAGAGAGCUUAG